Molecule: messenger RNA, 624 nt
Organism: Dothidotthia symphoricarpi CBS 119687
Lineage: Eukaryota; Fungi; Ascomycota; Dothideomycetes; Pleosporales; Dothidotthiaceae
Product: ubiquitin conjugating enzyme
Exons: 3
Coding region: 8-427 (139 amino acids)
Biological process (GO): protein polyubiquitination; proteasome-mediated ubiquitin-dependent protein catabolic process
Cellular component (GO): nucleus
Molecular function (GO): ubiquitin conjugating enzyme activity
Source: RefSeq, a predicted model, not a curated record
CCAGAAGAUGCAAGGCCAGCUCCCUCCUGGCGUCACGCUGGUCAAGGCAGAGAACUUCGAGACAUGGCUCAUGGACAUUCGAGUAAUGGACGACAACCCGAUAUACAAAGGCGAAACAUACAGACUGAAGUUCAUGUUCAGCUCAAACUAUCCUAUCGAGGCCCCCGAAGUAGUCUUUGUCCGCGACACUGAGCAUUCGAUACCCUGGCACCCACACGUCUACUCCAACGGUAUCAUCUGCCUCGACCUGCUCGAUCGGCAAGGCUGGAGCCCCGUUCACAACGUCGAGAGUGUGUGCGUCAGUUUGCAGAGCAUGCUCACGAGCAACACGGUCAAAGAGAGGCCGCCGGGCGACGAUGCAUUCGUUAGGAACAACACACAGCGGCCGAGAGACAUUAGUUUUGUCUUCCACGAUGACCAGGUUUGAGGGUAGAGUGGAGGGGUUGUCCGGCGAGGAUUUCCUUGUGGAGGGGAGCAUGGCGCCGGCGAUAUGAGGGGUCUGGGAGGAUUUGUCUGGCGCUGGGAUAGGGAUAGGGCGUUACUAUGGGUGCUGAUAUACCCAACGACGGGCAUUUGAUUUAAAUAUUGAGUCUUCAUUCGGAACGAAUUCAUAGAUGCAGCCUG